Molecule: messenger RNA, 1231 nt
Organism: Tachysurus vachellii
Lineage: Eukaryota; Metazoa; Chordata; Actinopteri; Siluriformes; Bagridae
Gene: rwdd2b
Product: RWD domain containing 2B
Exons: 4
Coding region: 225-1094 (289 amino acids)
Molecular function (GO): protein binding
Source: RefSeq, a predicted model, not a curated record
UCUUACUGCGCAUGCGCAGGGAAAACGUGAACCUUUACCGAACAGCAGUUUAGGAUUUGUACUAUUUGGACAGAUUAAAUGAUUUAAAGAUGCUGGUGUUGUUGUGGAUUUCUAUGACAACAUGGUGAUGGUGUGUGAUUCUUUUCUCUGUGCCGCAUCAGCAGUGAGAGAUCGGAUUAGAUCAGAUUAGAUCGGAUUAGAUGAGAGUAGAUGAGUCUGGGUGAAUGGCUCAGAGUCGGACCGAGCACGCAGAGGCUCAGCUGGCUGAGCUGGAGCUGCUGUUGAGUAUGUUUCCCGGUCAGGACGAGCUGGAGGUGGAUCAGGUGGCACAUGCAGAGCUGAGAUCUUAUGUAGAAGGAACAGUGGACUGUUCACCAAACACCAGACCUGAACUGUGCAUCAAGAUCCGGACACACACAGGGGUAGACGUUUCACUCUCAUGCACGUACCCGUCUGACUAUCCAGCAGUGCUGCCCGAGAUCGUAGUCAGGUGUGGUGAGUUGAGUCGGACGCAACACGCCUGCCUCGUCUCCGGGCUUCGCUCGUACCUGCGCGAGAGCUGCAUGGGUGAAGUGUGUGUGCUGUCCGCCGUCAAUUGGCUCAGAGAUCAGACACACGUAUACCUCGAGCAGGACGAUAACAACGAUGACGAUGGUGCGAAAGGAACAGUGGAAACGCCGCGUGGAGAAACCUUCACCAGGCUGUGGAUCUACAGCCAUCACAUCUACAACAAAAGCAAAAGAAAGAACAUCCUAGAGUGGGCCAAAGAGCUGCAGCUGACCGGCUUCAGUAUGCCAGGGAAGCCGGGGGUCGUGUGUGUGGAGGGUCUACAGGCUGCCUGUGAGGAAUUCUGGGCCAGGGUAAAGGUCCUGACCUGGAAACGCAUCAUGAUCCGUCACAGAGAGGACGUCCCGCUGGACUUAGUCACUCAGAACCCAAAGUCUCUGCGAAGGUUCGAUGGCUUUGAGGAGGCCUCGUUCGAUCCUCAUGGGAACAGGGGGAACCACAUGGACCUCGGGCAGCUCUUCCAGUUCCUCAGCGAUCGAGGUUGUGCACAAAUCUUCCAGCUAUACUUCGGAGUUGAAGGGAGAUGAGUGAGGACUUUUCAUAAAGCAGGUUUUUAGUUUAUAGAGUGUGUGUGUGUGUGUGUGAGAGAGAGAAAUGAUAAAGUGCCUCUGUUUUAAAUAAUACACCAACUCCAUGUCAUAUAGAAUAAAGAGUUAUGUAUAAA